Otolemur garnettii (small-eared galago) is the source of this 1022-nucleotide messenger RNA. RefSeq names its product olfactory receptor 11G2. Gene Ontology annotation, biological process: G protein-coupled receptor signaling pathway. NCBI's taxonomy places the organism in Eukaryota, Metazoa, Chordata, Mammalia, Primates, Galagidae. Gene Ontology annotation, molecular function: olfactory receptor activity; G protein-coupled receptor activity. The transcript has a single exon. The record is from RefSeq and is a predicted model, not a curated record. Bases 87 to 1022 code for a protein of 311 amino acids. Gene Ontology annotation, cellular component: membrane.
UUUCUUUCCCAAAAUGACAUAAUGCAAAUCUGAGUCCCUCCCUGUCUUUGCACCGUCAUCCAUAAUUUUUUACAGCCCACAGGCACAUGAAGAUCUUCAACACCCACAGCAACUCCAGCACCAUCACUGGCUUCCUCCUCCUGGGCUUCCCUUGCUCCAGGCAGGGCCAGAUCCUCCUCUUUGUGCUCUUCUCUGCUGUCUACCUCCUCACCCUCAUGGGCAAUGCUUCCAUCAUCUGUGCAGUGCGCUGGGAUCAGAGACUCCACACCCCCAUGUACAUCCUGCUCGCCAACUUCUCCUUCCUGGAGAUCUGCUAUGUUACCUCCACAGUUCCCAACAUGCUGGCCAACUUCCUCUCUGACACCAAGGUCAUCUCCUUCUCUGGCUGCUUUCUCCAGUUCUACUUCUUCUUCUCCUUAGGUUCUACAGAAUGCUUUUUCCUGGCAGUUAUGGCCUUCGAUCGAUACCUUGCCAUCUGCCAACCUCUGCAUUACCCCACCCUCAUGACUGGACAUCUCUGCAACAUCCUGGUGGGCAGCUGCUGGGUACUGGGUUUCCUUUGGUUCCUGAUUCCUAUUAUUUUCAUUUCUCAAAUGACCUUCUGUGGGUCCAGGAUUAUUGACCACUUCCUAUGUGACCCAGGUCCUCUUCUAGCACUCACUUGCCAAAAAUCUCCUGUGAUAGAGUUUGUCAUCUCCAUCUUAAGUCCUCUUCCUCUCAUCAUUCCCUUUCUCUUCAUUGUGGGGUCCUACGCUCUGGUCCUGGGAGCUGUGCUGAGGGUCCCUUCAGCAGCUGGGAGAAGAAAGGCUUUCUCCACCUGUGGGUCUCAUCUUGCUGUAGUUUCAUUGUUUUAUGGCUCAGUACUGGUCAUGUAUGGGAGCCCAACAUCUGAGCAUGAAGCUGGAAUGCAGAAGAUUGUGACUCUGUUUUAUUCUGUUGUGACCCCACUCCUGAACCCGGUGAUAUAUAGUCUUAGGAAUAAAGAUAUGAUAAAAGCCAUGCAGAAAUUUCUGGGAAUGUAA